Strongylocentrotus purpuratus (purple sea urchin) is the source of this 990-nucleotide messenger RNA. RefSeq lists its product as uncharacterized. The transcript is spliced from 4 exons. The record is from RefSeq and is a predicted model, not a curated record. Bases 7 to 990 code for a protein of 327 amino acids. Lineage: Eukaryota; Metazoa; Echinodermata; Echinoidea; Camarodonta; Strongylocentrotidae.
UAAAAAAUGGCGACAUCGGCAUUAGAACUUUUCCUGAUUGCUUUAGUUUACAUUGUACAAACAGAAACAAAUGCACAGGUCAUACCUCUUCCGGUAGAGCUUCACACCACUGUUUACUUACCAUGCAGCUGCCCUAUAUGUCCAGAAUCAACCUCUGGUGUUCAAUGGUACAGAAGCAGUAACCAAAAUACCUUUAUACAGGACGGAGAAGCACUUGCAUGGUGGUCUGAAGGAAUAACUGGUGGUUCACAGGGGUUUGGAAUCAAAGAUGACUUCUCCAUGACUAUAGUCAGUGUCAAUUUAAUCGACCAACACGAACAAGAGUUGUAUAGAUGUAUCGUUACUCCAUAUGGUGGUGCUGCUGAGUGUGAACAUGAUGUUAAACUGGAAUUAUAUGCCAAACCGGAAAGCUCUCCUGUGAUCAAGUACAUUCGGCAUAACAAUGGCUUCAACGUGACCUGCUCCAUAAGUAACGUCUUCCCGAUGACCUUCCCAAUAUUCACAACCAAAGAAGGGAAAAGAACUGCAUCUAACAACAGUGAUGGAACAUACAACACAGCUGUUACCCAUUUGUUUCCAGCUAACGAGAAGGAUACAACCAUAGAGUGCCUGUACUCAGCUUUGAACUUCAAGAGUAUAGCUUCCCUAGGCCUGUUUAUCGUUGACGAUGACAUCCUUGGUCAGCCUGAAGAUGAGAAUACGACGGAAAAGAACAAGACACGAGAUGUCACUCUAUGCCAGAACAAAGAUAAGAACAAGUUGCAAUAUUUUGAACACAUUUAUAGGAUAGAAGGUGACAACCUGGAGAAGAUCAUUACCCGAGGUCAUGUUGAGGGUCAACGGAGACGUUGCAAGCCAAAAGUUCGAUGGGCUGAUGGAAUAAAAGAGAUUACUGGCAUGAACAUCUGCACAGCUCAUCGCUAUACCCAGGACAGACGUGGUUGGAACGUAAUCAUUGAUAUGGUCACAAGCGUUAUUCAUGACUCGUAA